GACUGGAGGUUUUGGAAAAAGUCGUUCCAUGCGAGUGGGUUCGGAUUUUUCCGGCCGUCUCAGUAGCGGACACAGACUCGGUGAAGCCGUUUCAUAACGAACUCGCGGCGGCCAACCAGCCGACCCGUGUCCUGUACCUUUGGAGGAUCACACGUUUGGGCUUGCUGUUUCUGUUUUACCGUGCCGAGUGGAAAAUAUUCGUGCUAGUUUUAAUGCGUUUCUUUAGCAUACAAAUCAGUGAACAGUUUCCUUGUGCAAUUGUUGUGUAUUGACCUACCGGAACAAUGUGUAAACAGUAGUGAGUGAGUGGUUUAUUCGUUCUGCCAUAGUUUAGCAAACAUGUGGCAUCAUGACUGUUGCAGCUGCACUAACGAUCGUCAAGCCAAAGCGGCAUCGAAGUGAGAGUGAAGCAGUGAACCUGGCGAGCCAGUGACGUGCUCGGAACGUCAGAAUACACAUACACACACAGUAUGGCCGCGACGUCCGAAGUGACGUCCUGUGGUCCUGGGAGACCACCGCCAAGGGAGCGUACGGGCUUAUCGAGCCGGAGGGGGAAACUAUGCCAGAGUCGCUGGAUGCAGCUGGGCACGGUUUGGGUGACACUGCUGCUGGUGCUGCUCACCGUCGGCCAUCUUGGGAGCGUGCACGGCGAGAAGACGAAAACAUAUUACAUGGAGUCGAUCUGUAAAAAUCAUUUUCUACAGUUACUUUAUAGAAAAAUAGAUGGUGCUACCCUUCUGUCGAGGAACGAAAGGAACCUAAACUGUGUGGUCACGUUUCAAACGCACUCCAUACUGCAGAGAUUUAUGUUACGUUUCGAUAUGCUACAACUAGACUGUAAUGAUCAUUUGUAUGUAUAUGACGGUGCACACGCUGUCGGUACGCAUAAGGCGGACCUGACCUGUAAGGACACAAAACAAUCAGUGGGAGCGUUGUUCACGAAGACGAACUUUCUCACCUUCAAGUACGUGACCGACAACUGGGGCACGGAGACAAACGGUUUCAAGAUGGUCAUAACAUCCGUGAAAGAUUCAAAGCUUAACUGCGCAGACUUCCGGUGCAAGGUGCCCGACUUCUGCAUACACCAGGAUCUCAUGUGCGACGGUGUCAGCCACUGUGCGGACGGAUCGGACGAGGCGGUCGGAUCGCUCUGCCCCGGCCCGGAUCGCUACAUCAACACCAUCUUCGGCAUCGACCUGACGUGGGUCAUACUGAUCGGCGUCAGCAGUCUGAUCGUUUGCGGCUGCAUCAUCGGCAUCACGAUCUGCGUGUACGUGCGCAACGCACGCAACACACCGAACCAGCUAAACUCUUCGAUACAGUUGAACCAGAUGAUAGAAUCGAAUGGUUCAUCGAAACAUCUUCAAGCAACUCUGCCGCGGGAAACAACAACAAUACCUGCUUCGGGAAACUUGCAUCACCCUGCGGGACCAUUAGGGUACCUCCGCAUUCCACACAAAUUGAUGGCCAAAGUCCGUCCCAUUUGGUGCCUGGCAAAUUAAGACAAUUAGGUCCGGAUUUAUCGCAACAAACCUCACAGAAAGACGAGUGGUUUGUCUGAUGAGCGUACGACAGACAGCAAGACAGCAAUGAAUGAAUGAAUGAUACUAAGUGAGCGAACAAGCGAGAACGUACGGACGUGUGCGAGUGUGACAGACAGGCGAGUAGAAAGAGAGAGAGAGCGAGCGAGCGAGCGAGCGAGACGUGAGGAAUAUGCGAGCGCAAAGAGAUUCAAAACAACAACGGCUACUAACCCGGUUCGAGGUGCUACUAACCCUCGUACGUCACCUAAAAAGUCGAGCAACGUCAACAGCGAUCGAUCGUGUGGAUGACGUUUGCACAGGGGAUACGGAACGCGGGUCACUAGCACCAGCGCCUUCUCUGAAGCUGCUCGACAACGGCUAGUAGCAAGAAGACAGCGUGACACAAUGAAAUUAGGAUGAUGAAGAGAAGCCGUAUCGAACAGAUAGUAUGUAACACAACCGAGCGGUACUGCGGUACGAUCGAAACGUCUUGAUUGAUCGGCGACAUAUGUACCAGAGCUUGCCGAAUGCUUCAACAUGUGAACGGGCCACGCACUUAGAACAUCACGCUUUUCAAGCCAAUUGCCAUCUUCAAGAGGUGGUAAGGACAGAGCAGACAAUGCCCACGACACCUGCAUCGAUCGGCUUGCAGGGCCCGGCCCUGUUGCAUAUUACUUGUUCGAGCACGUACGAAUAUAACGACUACAACACAACGCUACACCACGCCACGAACAAACGAAAACUACGAACAAGCAAUCAAGCAAAAUCUAGUACUGCAAAUUUCAACCCAACAUUUCGCAAAUUGCAAAACAGAAACCUUAAAAUCCGUUUGGAAAGUGGUGGGCGCAGUCAACGAACACCAGCUCCAUCACCUCCAUCCCACCACCGAUCACCGAUAAUAUUAACAGCCGCAAACUACUACUACUACUACUACUACCACUAACAUCACUAACACCAACAACACCACCACCACCGAAAACACGACUGAAUUCGGAGAAAAUCGACGCAAAACAUCUCUUACAGAACAUCAUUCAUUCAAAGAACGACGCAAACAAAAAUCACGCUAAUUGGAGAACAAAUUUUUCGGCACUAUAUGAAGACUGUCUGGUUGGUCAUCAAAAACCGCGCAGGGUGUAAUAUUGAAAAAGGGAGUAAACAGUGUACCCAAACAACAAGCAAACAAGCAACAAUGCGAGCAACACGAACAGCACGUUGAAGAGAGCGAAACAACAUCAACUGUUUGCAGCAGGAGAGAAACAGAGAGCAACAGCACGAAGAACUCUAGCAAUUAAUGAAAACAAUUAUACCACAAUUAAUGAUUAUUAUGGUAAAUAUAAAAGAAAAGAAAAACAAACUAAAGAAACCAACACAAAAAAAAAACACGACCGCAGAAGAAAUCAAUCUUAUAAUAGCAAAAACAAAACAAGAAAAAAAAUAUAUAGAAAUCGGUAGAAAACUAAUGGAAAAGGAGUCGAGUAAUGUAAUAAACCAUAGACAGGAUUGUAGAGCUAGUGAGGAAGAUAUUAAACUGAACAAAGCAACAACACCUAAGGAACUGGAUAAGGAAGGUGGCGCUUGACGAGCAAAUUAUCCAACUUUUAAUGUUAAUCGUGUACAGCUCUGCGGAGAUGAAAGCUUAGCUUAAUAAUAUUUAAUGUAAUGUCAUAGAAAGCCUCACCGAUCUGCUUCGUCUCUCCUUGUCUUUCGGUUUAUUUAACUGCGCAAACUCUGCGCUUAAGCCGUUUCCUAGUAGGAACAGGAGAGGGAAGGUUGUAUCCAUUGUAUUUUUGCACCCCAAAGCAGCAUGGUGCAACCUACUUCGGAUGUCCGUUCCCGACUGUUCCUGACUAUUCCAAAGAUGUUGAAUGUAAAUUAAAAUGUAUCAUUUGUACCAUCAAACGUGGGCCAUUCGAAAGGAAUCUGUUAGAGUACCGCAGUUGUGUAGAAACCUCUGACCACAGUAGCUAAAAUCCCGGGCGAUAAAUCCAUAGUGCAAACAGCGGAAAGCAAAUAGCAUACCUUACCGAAGCAGCAAUUCGGCGAUUGAUUUGUGCGUACAAGAUUUAUCGCGAAACCUGCUUAAGUAUUGUCCAUAUCGCCAGAAGAAACAGAAACAAAACACAGUAUCAGGGAAGGUUCGCCACACCCAUGUCUUUUCCACUUGAGUACAGCAUUUAUCUUCCAUUCGAUCAGUAUUCGCAUCUUCACACUUUAGUCCGCGGGCCAACGGCGAGGGCCGAGUGCCGAGAGGUCGUUAUUUUAAUGCCUAGAGAUUGCUAUUGCUCUAGCGCGUACUAGUGCGACGACCUGUCCCGGCAGCAGCAUUAUUUGUAGGAGAGCAAUCAUUUUCAGCGGAAAACGCACACUUGACAGGGCCCUGUUGCCGACCACUACCCGAUUGUCAAACAGUGACAGAUGACUGAUACACUAAACAAUACGAUGGGCACUAGUAUAAACAUACACACACGUGCAAAUAUUAGAAUAUCCUACAGAAGAAGAAAAAACAGGGAAAUCAGAUAAUAUCUAGCGAGCUCACUACCAUGCGCUUGUGUGGCGUGUGGUAUAAUCACUCACACCGGGAAAAUUGUGGGACCGCUUCACCAAACAUCAUCAUGUACUACACUCGGAACCAUUCGGGCACUAUUUCAUGCACUCACUCACACACCCAUACCCAAACACCCCCAUUUGAUUGUAGAAUCGUUAAACUUUAAUAGCUUUGUGAAAUUUAUCAAUUGAAGAAGGAUGACGGGGAGGGGAUGUGGCGAGUAGAUUAAGCGAGAAUACAAUACAAAUAACAGGUGGCAAAAUACAAUCACUAGCUAAUGCGCACGUCCCUCUCGGGCGCGACGGUUCUGCUUUCACUUCAAUUUUUGGCAAAGGUGGACAUCCCCUCCCCUCCCAUUCACCUGCCCGCUAGAAAGGCCGUGCUCAUAACUCAGCUUCUUCCCCACCUCCCAGUCCCCCCAUUUUGUCCUGUUCCCCCGAAGGCUGUGCCGAUGGGGGGUCUAGGUUGGAUCGCAAAGUUUGCCGUUUUUAGAAUUUUUACACACGAAAUGCAAUCGGCAGCGGCUCAUCGACCCAUUGAAUGUAACAGGUCCUGGAUUGGAUUUAGUCCUCCACCUUUUUUUUUUUCGCCCUCCAUCUCACAAACGCGGUGGGGACUAAUUGGCCCACUAACACACACGUUUGGAUCUGGGGUUUUUGUGUUUCGCAAAAAUCGCUUGCAGUCGCUUUCUAAGGCUAUAGAGAGACCCAUUAUCACAGGUAAUGCCGCACUCACACCGCAACUAGAACAAUAACGCAAAGUAACGCUACAUACUUAUUAGAUAUAGAGAGAAAGAGGGAGAGGCGAUGAACGAAGGAAGAGUGCACAGGAUGUACUAAGGAGUGCUACGUGUCCUGGAGUGCGCAUACAUCGGAAAGCAUACUUUUAGCCAUAACGGUAGACAAGAAACGUAAAACAAUUAAACUAAAACAGUAGGAAACCUCUCAUCGAUUAAUAGGACAAAGAAAUGAACCUUUCCCCUUCGAUCCCUCCAUUUCCUUUUCCUGUCAACUGAAAAAGUUUGUGAUUGACCAUGAAACGUGUGUGGAAGUAGUUUUAUCUCCCAUCUCAAAGGCUCUUUUUCAGACCCUGCAAGAGCUCUUUUGGUUGCUCAAAUCCCAAUAUCUGGCCCUGACAUUGCCGGGGAGCUCGAUCUCUGGUCUUAAGUGAUGCGGAUUUUUCACUUAUUUACUUUCGUAUGGAUGUACCAUGUGUGUAUGACGAAUGUAAGAAUACUGUGCAUGUUCUGUGUGUGUGUGUGUACGUGACUGUAUGUGUACAGAGUGGGUACUUGAAAGAUGUGAGCUUUACGUUCCAUAUACGCAAGCACCUGCGCAACACUCACAUCGGACAUAGGAAAACAUAAGUUAUGGCGUCACCAUAGUUGAGCAUCGAUGUUUUAGAUAUGUAUCUGUCCAGUAAAGCGUCCUGCAAGCAAGAUGAAUGUCAAUGUGCUCUCGAAAGGAUCUUGGGUGCCGCUGAGGACAAAACUGGGCGAAGGCUAUAGUACCAGCUCCUAGUUAAUCUGUUUAGAAAUCCUGCGUUGCAAAUGUCCGCACAACCACGUCCUACUUCAUUCUUUCUGUCCAACUGCGAAAGCGGAGCAUGGUUCACUUCCAGCUCCAGCUAUGUUUAGUCUGUUGAAACGAGGAACCAAAUUCGAAACCCCUAACUCAAUACCAACUUCUGAAACACACAAACACCCACACCUACACUCUCCUACGGAAUACGAUCUUAUAUUGCUAACGAUCCAUCAAUUCUCUGAGACAAUAGUUAAUCUUUAAACGCUAACAAAACAAAAGGAAAGUAUUAUCUGAUCGUGAAAUAAAGCUUUUUGACGACAUAGAUGAAGUUGGCUGAUUGUGCUGACAACGAGAAGAUGUAUCAAAAUUGCUCUACACAAACAUGCUGAUACAACAUUGUACAACCAAAUUGUUUCCCUAGCGCCACCGAAAUGAAACAACAACAAAAAGUCCGUGGGAAAUAUGUAAAGCUCUAAGCUUUGUUUUACAAACGAUAGAAAAGAGAACAACAUUCAAAAGUGGAAAACAACACACAAGAAAACAUACUAAAAUACACAAACAAACAGUUCACAAUUUCAGGCAAUGGCAAAGAGGAAAGAAAACAAACUCAAAGAAGAAACCUUAAACUAAACGAACCAACACACAAAACUCGACUAUAUCACCCAUUUAUUCCCACAUAUCGGAACACAAGAUUACAGGACGUAUUAAACAAAAAAAAAGGAAAGGAAAGGAGAGAAGCUAGAAGGAAACUAAACCAUCAACGUCAACGUAUAUAUAUCAAUAGCAGGAGAGUGCAUGCACUGGAUAUCAUUCACGGUCGACAUAUCCAAAUGUCACUUGGAACAAAAUAUAGAAAGAAAAGGAAAACAUUUACUAAACCAAGCGAUACACGCUUAGAGUGUUAAAGGUAUGCGCCAUUGAGUUUUGGGUUCUGUUGAAUCAAGUUUAUAACAAAACGCAUUUUCAAAAUGCUCCUUCGUCUACUUUUAACUGACUUCUUGGGUAUUGAUUUUGACUGGAAGGGUUAGAUUUGGUUUGAACUUUGUAUCCUUGUAUUGUUAAAUUAAAAAAAGAUCAAUAUAUUGGAGGAAGAGCGAUCAUAUUAGCAAACACAAUCUCACACAAACUGACACACCCACACACACACGACACUCCGAUUGUACAUAAUUUUAUACAACUCCAACGAUACAUAUGAUUAAAUCUAACUAUAUAUAUACAUACUAACAUAGAUACCUAUAUCAAAAUAGAGAAAUUAUCAGAUUCAUACGUUAGGUCCAUUGGAGGCGCGGAAAAAUCGAACUCAUCGCAUUCAUUCCUAUUACACGUGAUGUAUGAUUUCAUUGAUUCGUGGCGAGAGGAAUAGCAGAAAUUAAUACAGAACAGAACACUCUAGAGUGUUUGUGAAACUACGUUAAAACCACACCUAGUCCUAACUGAGUCAGCGAUUUAGCAGAAACUCCACUCCAGUUUCAAAACAAAAAUCGAUCAUAUUGAAGUACUGGGAAGCGAGCAUUUAAAAACACACGAAAUUACGUCUUAAUCGGAGAAAUAUACAAUCAGAAAGAGGAAAACCUCUCCCCUCCCAAUUAACAAACAACAAUUAAUAGUUAAAAAAAGUAAACACAGCACCGUCAUCAGUAGAAAAACUUACCAAAUUGCCAAGUAUUUGAAAUGGACAGUCCCAUACACACUCACACAACCUGGAAGUAAUCGACAAGUAAUCGACAUCAACCCAAUGGCAUGGCGGCAAAACGCUCUAUUGUAACUCUAUCGAAAUAAACCAUCUGUAACAUUUGUCCGUGUGUGUGUGUGUGUGUGCGUGUGAGUGUAUGGUAAUUAAACAAUGGAAACGAUUAAACGGACAAGGCAAGACACGAGAGCAGGACAAACGCGAGGCAAACCAAAACCCAAGGAGCGUAAGGAAAUAGUAUAUUUUAUCGAGCAUGCAAGCGCUAGCAGGAAAGUCGCACAGAGCGCUAAACCAACGCAGCUAAAAUUAUUGGAAGCAGUGGUUCUGUCAGCAGAACAGGCUGGCGCUGGCGGUUGGCCAAUUAUACAGGACGCGAAACGGACAAACUAAAUGUGACGAGGAAACCAUAGAUAACCUGAAACGGACGCAAGCAAAGUGUUUGGGAAAGGCGACAGGCGCAGGAUAGGUUCCACGAGGGAUGGGGAAAGGUAGUGCAGUUCAGCGAGCUACCGUAGCAUGUAAGCCUAUAGAGCAAUUUUCGAAAUUGAUACGAGAGACAGAGAGAGAGGGAGAGAGAGAGCGCGAGAAACGGAGAAACAGAGAGUCGAGAAGAGACCAGAAAAGACGGAACGAAACCAAUGAACGGCAAAAAACGGAAAAAUAAAUAUUGACAUAUAAAGCGAA
Messenger RNA from Anopheles merus, 7965 nucleotides. RefSeq lists its product as uncharacterized. The transcript is spliced from 8 exons. Gene Ontology annotation, molecular function: protein binding. Lineage: Eukaryota; Metazoa; Arthropoda; Insecta; Diptera; Culicidae. The record is from RefSeq and is a predicted model, not a curated record. The coding region runs from base 471 to 1502 and encodes 343 amino acids.